Messenger RNA from Odontomachus brunneus, 894 nucleotides. RefSeq lists its product as uncharacterized. NCBI's taxonomy places the organism in Eukaryota, Metazoa, Arthropoda, Insecta, Hymenoptera, Formicidae. The transcript has 4 exons. Gene Ontology annotation, cellular component: cytoplasmic dynein complex; cytoplasm. Gene Ontology annotation, biological process: microtubule-based movement. Gene Ontology annotation, molecular function: dynein intermediate chain binding. The coding region runs from base 1 to 744 and encodes 247 amino acids. The record is from RefSeq and is a predicted model, not a curated record.
AUGUGUAACGAAGCGUUACUGAGCCCGCGCCUGAGGGCUCGACCACACCGACACGCCCGAACAUCCGACGUGUCGGUGUACACGGCGCUUAGCGCCACUUUAAUGGCCACGCGGCCUUACGCACAUCUGCACGUGAUCCGACGUCGCAGCGCCCUAGGUGGGGGCAGCGCGACGCGGAUUCACGCGGGUAUAAAAGCCGGGCACUCCCGGCACCAGCAAGACUCCCGUCGCUGCGGCCGUCCCAGCCACAGCGAUUACGAAGUAUCACAACGAACCUUGAAAGCGUCAGUCGGCAAAUCUACUUUAUCAAAAACUCAUAUUGGUAGUGUAUCCUCAUUAUACAGGCGUAGUGUGUUAUUCCGUACAGGCAAGGGUGGCUUCAAGAUCCCAAGAUAUCAAAACACUUACCAACUGGAACCUAUUAGGAAAUUUAACGGCGAACUCGUCGACAAAAUCUUGAUUAAUGUGAUGAAGAAUUAUUUAAUUGGCGUAAAGUAUCAUCCUGAAAUAUGCAUGCAAAUCUGUCAGAAAAUGUCAGCAGAAGUGCGCGACCAAAUUUACAGGAAAUCUUACGAUCGAUACAAAGUCAUAGUCGUCAUGUCGAUCGUUCAAAAAUUAGGACAAGGCGUGCGAAUUGAUUUUAGCAAGUUAUGGGAUAUUGAAAGGGAUACGUAUUCGACUUACGUGAUCGAGACCCCGGAAUUUUCUGCGAUGGGCCUCGUCGUGGGACUUUAUUACGAGUGAAUGUACUAUAAAAAGAUUUACGAAUGACUAUUAAUUUUUCCAUAACGAAGAAUAAAUCUCGGUGUAUCGGCUCUGGAUUAAAAAAGACAAAGAGAGAGAUUUAAACGAAAUAAAACGGUACCAUUUAAAUGCCGGUAAUAUUAUAGUUAA